GGUGGGUGCCGCGUGCGCCCGAGGACCGGGUCCGACAGCUUGGGCCGGCUCAGGAUGAGGACGCGCUGGGCGACCCCUUGCCGCGCGGCAGGGCUCCUCCUGCUGCUCCUCCGGUGCUUCGGGCUUGCCGAGCCCUCUGGCCGCUCAGGUAAUGAUGCAUUCACUAUCGUCAAUGGAAACACAGGCAAGUGCCUCAAGCCACUGUCCGGCUGGAUAGUAGCAACGGAUUGUGAUGAAACUGAGGACAUGUUAUGGAAGUGGGUAUCCCAGCAUCGACUCUUUCAUUUGCAAUCCCAGAAGUGCCUUGGCCUAGAUAUUACCAAACCCAUGGAUGUCUUGAGAUUGUUCAGCUGUGACUCCAAUGUCAUGCUGUGGUGGAAAUGUGAUCGCCAUUCAGUGUGUGGUGCUGCCCAGUACAGGCUGGCUCUGAAGGGCGGACAUGCCAUAGCAACUACAAACGCAUCUGAUGUCUGGAAGAAAGGAGGCUCAGAGGAAAGCCUUUGUGACCAGCCCUACCAUGAGAUAUAUACCAGAGAUGGGAACUCCUAUGGGAGACCUUGUGAGUUUCCAUUCUUAGUUGAUGGAACCUGGCAUCAUGAGUGCAUUCUUGAUGACAAUCAUAAUGGGCCAUGGUGUGCCACCACCUUAAAUUAUGAAUAUGAUCAAAAGUGGGGCAUCUGCUUAAAACCAGAAAAUGGCUGUAAAGAUAAUUGGGAAAAGAAUGAGCAGAUUGGAAGUUGCUACCAAUUUAACACUCAGGCAGCUCUUUCUUGGAAAGAAGCUUAUGUUUCAUGUCAGAAUCAAGGAGCUGACUUACUGAGCAUCAACAAUACUGCUGAAUUAACUUAUCUUAAAGGUAGGCAUAACUUGUGUGUGGUAGAGCAAAUUGCUGAAAUUGUAAUGGUGCUUUCUUCUUCAUUUUCUUUUUCCUGUGAAGCUCAACUGCCCUAUGUCUGCAGGAAACCAUUAAAUGACACAGUGGAGUCAACAGAUGUUUGGACAUAUUCAGACACCCGCUGUGAUGCAGGCUGGCUGCCAAAUAAUGGAUUUUGCUAUCUGCUGGUAAAUAACAGUGAUUCCUGGGAUGAGGCACAUAUGAAAUGCAAAGCCUUCAGUAGUGACCUACUCAGCAUUCAUUCUCUAGCAGAUGUGGAGGUGGUUGUCACAAAACUGCAUAAUGGGGGUAAGUUUUUAAAAAUACACUAUAUGAGAGGUUUAAGACAUUUGAAAUAUCCCUAUUUUCAGACUUUUAGUGGGAAUGAAAAGCUCACAGUUUUUUGUGAGUUCAAUUCUAAAUAUAUGACAAAUAAUUUCUUUUGUGAGCAAAUACUUUUGUCUCUUUUUUAAAAGCUAGGUCAGUGGAAAGUCCAAUCAUGUGAAGAGAAACUUAAAUAUGUAUGUAAGAAAAAGGGAGAAAAAAUGAAUAAUACAAGAUCUGAUAAGAUGUGUCCUCCAGAUGAGGUAUGUCAAAUCCCUGUGUAAAAUUUCCUAAGCAGUAUUAUGCCUUCUUGAUUUGAGCAAGAAUACCUAAAUGAUAUGAUGAAAAAGUAUGCUAAAUCUCUAACAAAAUACUUCUGGACUGGCCUGAGAGAUGUAGACUCACGUGGAGAGUAUAGUUGGUCAACUGUUGGUGGAAUAAAGCAGGCUGUAACCUUUUCCAACUGGAAAUUUCUUGAGCCAGCUUCUCCAGGUGGAUGCGUGGCUAUGUCUACCGGAAAAUCUCUUGGAAAGUGGGAGGUGAAGGACUGCAGAAGCUUCAGAGCACUUUCAAUUUGCAAGAAAAUAAGUGGACCACUUAAGCCUGAGGAAGCAGCCCCUAAGCCUAAUGACCCCUGUCCUGAAGGCUGGCAUAGUUUCCCCUCAGGUCUUUCUUGUUAUAAGGUAUUCCAUGUAGAAAGAAUUGUGAGAAAGAGGAACUGGGAAGAAGCUGAAAGAUUCUGCCAUGCGCUUGGAGCACACCUUUCUAGCUUCAGUCAUGUGGAUGAAAUAAAGGAAUUUCUUCACCUUUUAAUGGACCAGUUCAGUGCUGGAGUAGAAGAAAUUUAUAAAGACGGAGAGAAUUUCAGUUCGACUGGAUUUCCCAGUUAUGAUCAGGUGUCUACUAUUAUCAUGGCAGUUGAGUUCCAGCAGGAUUAUGACAUCAGAGACUGUGCUGCUGUCAAGGUCAUUCGUAGGCCCUGGCACAGAGGCUGGCAUUUCUACGAUGACAGAGAAAUUAUUUAUUUCAGGCCUUUUGCUUGUGAUACAAAACUUGAAUGGGUGUGCCAGAUUCCAAAAGGCCGUACUCCAAAAACACCAGACUGGUACAAUCCAGAGCGUGCUGGAAUUCAUGGACCUCCCGUUGUAAUUGAAGGAAGUGAAUAUUGGUUUGUUGCUGAUCCACACUUAAACUACCAAGAAGCCGUCCUGUACUGUGCUAGCAAUCACAGCUUUCUUGCUACUAUAACAUCUUUUGCAGGACUAAAAGCCAUCAGAAACAAAAUAGCAAAUCUAUCUGUUGAUGAACAGAAGUGGUGGGUGAGAGCUCAUGGGCCGCCAAUAGAUCAUCAUUUUAUAUACUCACGACAUCUAUGGCGCCACUUUCACUUGACAUUUGGAGAGGAAUGCUUGUACACGUCUGCCAAGACUUGGCUUAUGGACUUAGGUAAACCAGCAGACUGUAGUACCAAGUUGCCCUUCAUCUGUGAAAAAUAUAAUGUGUCAUCAUUAGAGAAAUAUAGCCCAGAUUCUGCAGCUAAAGUACAAUGUUCUGGAAAUUGGAUUCCUUUUCAGAAUAAGUGUUUUCUAAAGAUCAAAUCCAUGUCUCUUACCUUUUCUCAAGCGAGCGAGAUCUGUCACUCCUAUGGUGGCACCCUUCCUUCAGUGCUGAGCCAGAGUGAACAAGAUUUUAUUACAUCCUUGCUUCCGGGUAUGGAAGCUACUUUAUGGAUUGGUUUGCGCUGGACUGCGUAUGAAAGGAUAAGCAAAUGGACGGAUGACAGAGAGCUGACGUACAGUAACUUUCACCCAUUAUUGGUUGGUCGGAGGCUGAGAAUACCGACAAAUAUGUUUGAGGAAGAGUCCCACUACCACUGUGCCCUGAUACUCAACCUCCAAAAGUCACCUUUUACUGGGACAUGGAAUUUUACUGCCUGCAGUGAACGCCACUCUGUAUCUCUCUGUCAGAAAUAUUCAGAAAUUAAAAGCAGAGAGACCUUACAGAAUACUUCAGAAACUAUAAAGUACCUAAAUAACCUGUACAAAAUAAUCCCAAAGACUCUGACUUGGCACGCUGCUCAAAAGGAGUGUCUGAAAAACAACAUGCAGCUGGUGAGCAUCACGGACCCUUACCACCAGGCGUUCCUCACCGUGCAGGCCGUCCUCCACAACUCUUCCUUGUGGAUUGGACUCUCCAGUCAGGAUGAUGAACUCAACUUUGGUUGGUCAGAUGGGAAACGUCUACAUUUUAGUCGCUGGGCUGAAGAUAAUGAGCAACUUGAAGACUGUGUAAUGUUAGACACUGAUGGAUUCUGGAAAACAGCGGAUUGCAAUGAUAAUCAGCCAGGCGCUAUAUGCUACUAUCCAGGAAAUGAGACUGAAAAAGAGGUAAAACCAGUUUACAGUGUUAAAUGUCCAUCUACCAUUCUAAAUACUCCAUGGAUACCAUUUCAGAACUGUUGCUACAAUUUCAUGGUAACAAAGAAUACACAUAUGGCAACGACACAGGAUGAAGUUCAUUCUAAAUGCCAGAAACUAAAUCCAAAAUCACAUAUUCUGAGUAUUCGAAAUGAAAAUGAGAAUAACUUUGUUCUUGAGCAACUUCUAUACUUCAAUCAUAUGGCUUCAUGGGUCAUGUUAGGAAUAACUUAUGAAAAUAAUUCUUUCGUGUGGUUUGAUAAGACUAUGCUGUCCUAUACACACUGGAGAGAAGGAAGACCAACUAUAAAGAAUGGCAAGUUUUGGGUCGGUUUGAGUACUGAUGGCUUCUGGGAUAUUCAAACCUUUAAUGUUAAUGAAGAAACAUUUUAUUUUCACCAGCACAUCAUUCUUGCUUGUAAAAUUGAAAUGGUUGACUACAAAGAAGAAUAUAAUGCUACACUGCCACAGUUUAUUCCAUAUGAAGAUGAUGUUUAUAAUGUUAUUCAAAAAAAGGUAACAUGGUAUGAAGCAUUAAACACGUGUUCUCAAAGUGGAGGUUAUUUGGCAAGUGUUCAUAACCAAAAUGGCCAGCUCUUUCUGGAGGAUAUUGUAAAACGCGAUGGAUUUCCACUAUGGGUUGGGCUCUCAAGUCAUGACGGAAGUGAAUCAAGUUUUGAAUGGUCUGAUGGCAGUACAUUUGACUACAUUCCAUGGAAAGGCCAAAAAUCUCCUGGAAACUGUGUUAUAUUGGAUCCAAAAGGAAUUUGGAAACAUGAAAAAUGCAGUUCUGCUAAGGAUGGUGCUAUUUGUUACAAACCUUCAAAAUCUAAAGAGCUGUCCCCAUAUAAAUACUCAUCAAGAUGCCCAGCAGCAAAAGGCAAUGGGUCAAGGUGGAUCCAGUAUGGGGAUCACUGCUACAUGUCUGACCAGGCAUUGUACAGUUUCUCAGAGGCCAAAGAAUUGUGUCCGAAACUUGAUCAUUCUGCAAAUAUCAUAUCCAUAAAAGAUGAAGCUGAGAAUAAAUUUGUGAGCAGACUGAUGAGGGAAAAUAAUAAUAUUACCAUGAGAGUUUGGCUUGGAUUAUCUCAACAUUCUGUCUACCAGUCCUGGAGUUGGUUAGAUGGAUCAGAAGUGAAAUUUGUCAACUGGGAAAAUAAGAGUAAGAGUGGUAAUGGAAAAUGUAGCAUUUUGUUAGCUUCAGAUGAAACUUGGAAAAAAGUUGAAUGUGCACAUGGCUUCGGAAGAGUUGUCUGCAAAGUUCCUCUGGACUGUCCUUCAUCCACCUGGGUUCAGUUCCAGGGCAGUUGUUACAUUUUUCUUCAAGAAGCUAUCAAAGUAGAAGGCAUAGAGGAUGUCAGAAAUCAGUGUACUGACCGUGGAGCAGACAUGGUAAGCAUACAUAAUGAAGAAGAAAAUGCUUUUAUACUGGAUACUUUGAAAAAGCAAUGGAAAGGCCCGGAUGAUAUCCUACUCGGCAUGUUUUAUGACACAGACGAUGCAAGUUUCAAGUGGUUUGAUAAUUCAAAUAUGACAUUUAAUAAGUGGACAGACCAAGAAGAUGGUGAGGAUCUAAUUGACACCUGUGCUUUUCUGCACACCAAGACAGGUGAAUGGACAAAAGGAAAUUGUGAAGUUUCUUCUGUGGAAGGAACACUAUGUAAAGCAGCUAGUAAAUACAUGUAUCAUGAAUAUUUUCUCUGGGGCUAUGAUAGAACUAUGAUGGAGGAGAAAGAAAGGAGUAUAAGAGAGUUUCAGAAGAAAGGCGAAAACAUGGAUUAUAUGGGCCUGAGAAAUGACAGGGAAGUGAAAACUUGUUUCAGUGUUUGCUAUAACCACAUUUUAAUAUCAGCUUUGGUGGUUGCUAGCACAGUAAUUUUGACAGUUUUGGGAGCAAUCAUUUGGUUCCUCUACAAAAGAAAUUCUGAUUCUGGUUUCACUACAGUUUUUUCAGCUGCACCCCAAUCACCUUAUAAUGAUGACUGUGUUUUGGUAGUUGCUGAAGAAAAUGAAUAUGCUGUUCAACUUGACUAAAUUUUUGGUAAUCUCAGACGAAGACUUCAAAUGCCUUGACAGAGAUCCCAGGGUAAUAUCUGAAUAUAAAACUUGACACUGAAAUUAUAGCUUUUAUGGUAUUGCUAAUUUCAGUGCUCACUGAUUGACAAAAAUUAAUCCUAAAGUUCAUUACACAAAAACAGGUUUUAGACAAGGAAUGAUUAUUAUGUGUAAUUUAGUGGUUUUAACCACCUCAGCGAAUUCAGAGCCUCUCUCGUGAAUGAAGGAAAGCUUAAAGCCCAAGAAGUUUAAAGCAGAUAAAAAUAAAAACCCAGCCUACUUGUCUCACCUGCUCUUUCCCUUCCAUUUAAUUGAACCACUUUAGAUGAUGCCUUUAUUAGCAAACAUGGUAUGGGGAAUAAGCCUGAUUUUUAAAAUAGAUCAUAUACGUUUAAAUAUCCUUAGUACUGGUUACCUUGGCAGAUAAUUCCUCUAGAAUUUGUGUCUUUCUUUAUGAUUUAGAAGAAAAUUUUACACCCCAUAUGCCACAUAAUUUUACAGUUUCAUUACUUUCAGACACAUUUUGGACCACAAACACUGAUCGCAAAUGAUAGAAGUUUUAAUAAAAGUUUCUAAAUUUUUUGAAAUAAAAAAUUAUAGCCGUGUCCAGGAAAGCAUGGAUAAAGCUGGCAACGAGGUUAGCACUUAUGUUAACAGUGCCCCUUUAGGGAUUUUUCUCCUGACACCAUACCUUUUCCUGUAAGAUAUCUCACACUCGCCCAAGAUUUAUAAAUUUUUUUCCUUCAAUAAAUAACAUGAAUACUGUAAGCAAAGAGUGAAGAAAAAUGCUCAGUACAAUUGCAGUGAUGACAAUUCAUAGGUUUCAUUACGCUGACUGUACAUUUUAAGACAAAGGUGAAAAUCAUUUUGGGAGUAAAAAAAUGAAAAAAGCUAAAACAAGUGAUCUUCUUCAGCAUCUAUAGCUCAAAAACAAUAUUGGGAAAGAUAAGAAUGUACAGACUUCAUAUAAAAAUACAGUGAUGCAUCACUUAAUGAUGGAGAUACAUUCUGAGAAAUGCUCCCCUU
Messenger RNA from Propithecus coquereli (Coquerel's sifaka), 6696 nucleotides. Its product is annotated as lymphocyte antigen 75. NCBI's taxonomy places the organism in Eukaryota, Metazoa, Chordata, Mammalia, Primates, Indriidae. Gene Ontology annotation, molecular function: signaling receptor activity. The transcript has 37 exons. The record is from RefSeq and is a predicted model, not a curated record.